Didymodactylos carnosus is the source of this 1038-nucleotide messenger RNA. The record is from the annotation of a GenBank genome assembly. NCBI's taxonomy places the organism in Eukaryota, Metazoa, Rotifera, Eurotatoria, Philodinida, Philodinidae.
AUGACUCGAAGUUCAAUUGCAUCGAAAGAAAUCGACGUGGCAGGCGAUUAUUUACUAAAACUAUUAAAUGGUAAAAUGAAAUUUUCCGUAAAACAAAUUGAUUUAUUUAAACAUACAUUUUACGAUGUUUUAUCAAAACGAUUUAUGGGUCAUUGGUUUCCAGAACAUCCUAACAAAGGAACAGCAUACAGAUGUAUACGAUCAAUGAAUAAUCGAAUUGAUACUGUACUUCAGAAAAUUUUUCACAAAUCCAAUUUUUGUUUGAAUGACGUACAAGAAAAUUUUCCGAAAGAAUUCACAAUUUGGAUUGAUCCUGGAGAGGUUACUAUUCGUUUUGGUGAGGAAGGUACAACUUGUGUACUUUAUUCAAAACAUAAUCAAGAAUUAUAUGGUGGAAGUGACGGUGAAGACGAUCAAUCUUCCUCGUCCUCUGAAGAAGAUUCAAACGUUUCAAAAAAUUUACAAUUACUCACAAUUACCGAUGAUCUGUUGCCAUUAAAUAAGCAGAAAGUAAUUACAGUAGCUACAGCUAGUCCAAAUUUGACAUCAUUUACGCGCAACGUUUCAUCUUUAUCCAGUCGUGGACCAAGUCCAUCGACAUUAAGUAUUUCGUCAACUGACAGUAUGAGCACUACAUCAUCAUCAUCAUCACAACCUCGACGUCAACCACAGCCACUAUUUAUACCAACUUAUUCAUGUCUUCAGUCAGAGAUUAUUGAUAAAGAUUCCUCGUCAUCAAAUUCAGAUUUUUUAAAUUAUCCAUAUGAGCAAUAUUCACAACAAUCCAACAUUGAUAUUUCAAGAGGUAGUCUGUCAUUUGCAGGCUCAGAUAAUGCUUAUCAACAAAGUGAACUAUAUGAAAAUUCAUCAGUGAACUCUUACAAAACUUCAAACAAUUAUCAAUUACCUAAAGCCUAUAAUCUUCGUACUGGUUUUUAUAAUCCAACAAAUUGGAAUAAUCAGCAAGAACAACAACAGUUUUGGCCUGAAGCAUCGAUCGAUUAUUCAUUUAUGUAUAACAAUGAUGGACGAUACUGA